This is a messenger RNA of Coprinopsis cinerea okayama7#130, 841 nucleotides long. RefSeq lists its product as hypothetical. Gene Ontology annotation, cellular component: cell tip; cytoplasm. Lineage: Eukaryota; Fungi; Basidiomycota; Agaricomycetes; Agaricales; Psathyrellaceae. Gene Ontology annotation, biological process: establishment of cell polarity. The coding region runs from base 325 to 795 and encodes 156 amino acids. The record is from RefSeq and is a predicted model, not a curated record. The transcript is spliced from 3 exons.
UGACCAAGUAAUGCUCUGAGCUCUUUCCUUCCAGAAUUCGAGAAUCUACACCAUAUACCCUCAAACGACCACGUUAGGCUAUGCAUAAGACCUCUCCCCGACCUCACAACGACCGCCGCAGUUGCCUGGAUAUUCAAGUUCUUCAGGUUCUGCAGUGACGAGCCUUGAUCAUCCGUGAAUCACCCCGACAACGACGACGACGACGACGACGACCAGCCACGCGUUGCGGAAACAUAGCUUCGGAGUACUGCAUAGUAUCGCAUCGACUUUCGGGGAUUUAAUUAAAAGGACAAGGACGAUCUUGACGCAAGCAAAUAAGCAUAGAUGGCCAGUUACUCUCCAACAAGCAGCAUUCCGUCGCGCGGCUCUUCCGAUAGCGGGAGGCAUACACCAAACGUCCAGGGUGAUGUCCCUACGGCAGUCCAAAAUCUAUUAGCAUCUACGAAGCGCCUACAGCAAGUUCUAAAAGACUGGAGCAAGGCUAGGGCAACUGUAACAGACGUGAGCGACGUCUACGUCCAAAUCGGAACGGAAUUCAACACUGUUAUACACGCGUUUGCGUACCACCAAAUCGACUUGAGUGACAUCCAUAUCGUCCCACAAGAAAUGCGCACCAUCCUUGAAGUUUGUUUGGCUGAAGAGCCGUCCCCGGAAGUACUCGACCAGUACAUGCCUGAACUCAAGCAAACACUCGUCAAGCUGCUCAAGGGUUUGCAGGUGCGGCAGGAGGCAUGGAAAGCGCGAGCCUUGGGCGAGUCGAGCAGUCGCAACGUCAGCCCUCGCAAUUCAACUUGAGUCUCUGAACUCCCCAAGAGGACCAUUCGACUCCGUCGGAUGAUGC